This is a messenger RNA of Porites evermanni, 382 nucleotides long. The record is from the annotation of a GenBank genome assembly. Lineage: Eukaryota; Metazoa; Cnidaria; Anthozoa; Scleractinia; Poritidae.
GAAAAAGGAUGGUUCACUUGGGACAAAUGGAGUGUGCGCGAACCUGGGUUGGUCAAGCUGGAGUUCAAAGGCACUCGCAUGAUUGCUCUGUGUAGCAUACGUUAUUACGGCGAGGGCGAUAACGAGAACGGAAAGGUAAAUUAAAGUGUCCUCGAAGGAGAUCUCAAAGCGCCAAAUCAAACUGCACUGGGACUGGUACAAAGAGGUACUGGAAGGAGUCUUAAAUACUGCCACGAACAGAGGAAUGAGAAUGAAUGGCGGGGUGAUGUGCACCUAUGAGCAAAAAAAGCUGGGGCCGAGUACGUACUAUGACAAACGGUGGAUGCUCAAAGACGGGAUCCACACGGAGCCGCUUGAAUAUCACAUCAAGGAAGAGGCGUGA